Messenger RNA from Cylicocyclus nassatus, 382 nucleotides. NCBI's taxonomy places the organism in Eukaryota, Metazoa, Nematoda, Chromadorea, Rhabditida, Strongylidae. The record is from the annotation of a GenBank genome assembly.
GAAGUUUUUAGCACAAUGAGGACCCUAAUUUUUGCUAUUAUUCUUUCAACGUCUCUCUCAAUGGCUUUGACACUAAGGAAGAAGCCACUAUGCGAUAUGUGCGAAAAAUUCGUCGAGAAUGUUGAUGCUGUCCUCGAAAAAGGAGGAGAUGUGGCUGAAGCUGUGGAAAAAUUUUGCAAAGAUGAUGUGCCAGAAAUUCUCGAAGAUGCGUGUGACAAGAUAAUUGCGAAGAAUUUGAAAUAUAUCGUUGAGAAACUGAAGGAACACGACACUCCAGAGGAGAUCUGUAGCAAUAUCUCCCUCUGUACUACACGCAGUUACGCAGACAAACCUUUUAUUACUUUAUGAGGAAAUAAUUGUUUAUACAUACAAUCAGUUAAUG